CGGCCAACCUGCUCUCCUCGCACUUCCGCCAUGGUGCCAACGCGGGCGCUAACCCUGCGGGCCAAGAGCGCUGGCCAUGGCCGACUGUGUCAAGUUCGAUGGAAGCAUUGGGGAGGACAUGCUCCCAAGGGUGGCUACAUGGCUCACCUCCCUGACUGGCGAGAGUACCUGCCCGAGACCCUGGCGAGCAAGGUGACCUUCCGCUUGCAGAAGUGGUGGAAUCAACGUCGUUCUGCCGAUCUCUACCCAGAGUAUUUGGAUAUCUGCAACUCUGGGGGCAAAUUUGGGACCCCCAUCCCCGAACAUCAGUUAGUCUUGCGCAAAGGCUUCCCCAAAGGUUCCUGGGAGUGGCAGAUGCACAUGUAUGGAGCAGCCUUGUAUUAUCACAUGGCCAGCAGCAGGGGCGAAUCCAUUGUGAAUUUGGAUGAGAACAUGUUGCGAAACAAGCAGGUCCUGGAGUUGGAAUGCAUGCGUGGUGGCGGUGCGCGCUACUUGGCCCAGGUUUGCGGCCCCGAACGCUACGUAGCAACUGAUGAAAGUGAGGAGAACAUCAAGAUAUGUAAAGCUGUACAUGAACCAUUUCCUCCUGGCCUAACCUUCCAACAAGUGAAGAUUGCCGAGAUUUCCAAUGCCUUUGAGGCCGAGAGUUUUGACGCCUUGUUGUGCGUGGAAGCUGGUGCUGAGUUGGAUAAGAAGGAACUUGUGCAGUCAGCGAAGCAUGUCCUGAAUCCUGGAGGUUUGCUCUUGUUGUGUGACGCCUUCAUGCAGGAACAGGUGCGUGACUUGUUGCAAGAGCUGCAACAUGGUUUUGAGGUUGAAGUGUGCACUGAUAUUGGCAAAUGGAUACGAGCCACUGGCUUGUCUCCUGUGAAUAUUGCAGAGACUCACAGCGUUUUUGGUGUCGCUGGCUGCACCUACAUGCGAAUUGUGGCCAGAAGGCUGUGAGAAAACGG
This is a messenger RNA of Cladocopium goreaui, 953 nucleotides long. Lineage: Eukaryota; Dinophyceae; Suessiales; Symbiodiniaceae. The record is from the annotation of a GenBank genome assembly.